This is a messenger RNA of Aspergillus ochraceoroseus IBT 24754, 345 nucleotides long. Its product is annotated as cyclin-dependent protein kinase regulatory subunit CKS1. Gene Ontology annotation, molecular function: cyclin-dependent protein serine/threonine kinase activator activity; ubiquitin binding; protein kinase binding. Gene Ontology annotation, cellular component: cyclin-dependent protein kinase holoenzyme complex; SCF ubiquitin ligase complex. Gene Ontology annotation, biological process: regulation of mitotic cell cycle. NCBI's taxonomy places the organism in Eukaryota, Fungi, Ascomycota, Eurotiomycetes, Eurotiales, Aspergillaceae. The record is from RefSeq and is a predicted model, not a curated record. The coding region runs from base 1 to 345 and encodes 114 amino acids. The transcript is spliced from 4 exons.
AUGGAGAUCGAUAUGAGUCGGAGGAACAAGAAGGCUCGCCCUUUGUUGGAAUCUGAGCGUGAGAAGCUGGAGGAAUUUAUCGAGUCUAUUCACUACUCCGCAAGAUAUUCUGAUGACCAAUUCGAAUACCGACACGUUCAACUUCCCAAAAACAUGCUCAAGAAAAUACCCGCCGACUACUUUGACAGCGCCAAGGGAACUUUGAAACUGCUGUGGGAAGAGGAGUGGCGAGCACUCGGGAUCACCCAGAGCUUGGGGUGGGAGCAUUACGAGGUUCAUGAACCAGAGCCACAUAUUCUUCUCUUCAAACGGCCCUUGAACUAUCAGCCGCCGACCUCCCAAUAG